This is a messenger RNA of Carassius gibelio (silver crucian carp), 2675 nucleotides long. RefSeq names its product nanos homolog 1. Gene Ontology annotation, biological process: negative regulation of translation; oogenesis. Gene Ontology annotation, molecular function: mRNA binding; zinc ion binding. The record is from RefSeq and is a predicted model, not a curated record. Gene Ontology annotation, cellular component: perinuclear region of cytoplasm. The coding region runs from base 207 to 908 and encodes 233 amino acids. Lineage: Eukaryota; Metazoa; Chordata; Actinopteri; Cypriniformes; Cyprinidae. The transcript has a single exon.
UUGGUUUGAAAAAGAGCCCCGCCCUCCUCCUGCCUCUCCUGGAGCCUUAUAACCAGACGCCUGUUCUUCAGACUCGCAUACCCAAGAAACGCACCGGACUUGAGCACAGUUACGAGCCCGGAGAGCAGACGGAAAGCAACCUGACGGAAUAUACGCUGUUCGCAUUUGUUUGUUUUCGAGAAGCGUCUAGGCUGAGCGAAGAAGACAUGGAUUUUCUGAACCACAACUACUUGAGCGCGCGCGCGCCCUACGAUUACACCUUCAAUUUUUGGAAUGACUAUCUCGGCCUCUCCACGCUGGUCACCAAGAACAACAAGCACAGCAUCCCCCAGAGUCCCAACUCCAUCACGGAGUCCCUGAAAGCCACUCUGGGCUUGGACGACAGCCCUCCGUGCCCGUGCGUAAUCGCGGCCGGCGGCGACGGCGACAGCGGUGGACACCUGGACUCCUGCUGCUGCCCCCCGCCCGCCCCCAUCUCCAUCCUGGACCUGAAGGAGCGCUUCUCCAUCCUGAGCCCCUUCCAGAACCAGAACCAGGGCACGGGAGGACUGCUGUCCUCCUCCCAGGAGCGGGAGAUGGCCAUCGGAGGGAGCUUCGCGGGAUUUGAUCUGUUCGGCGUGGAGAGGAAGAUGAGGAAACCGGUGGCGCGCAAUAAGCAGGAGCCCAAGAUCUGCGUCUUCUGUCGGAAUAACGGCGCGCCGGAGGAGGUGUACGGCUCGCACGUCCUGAAAACCCCGGACGGGAGGGUGGUGUGCCCGAUCCUGCGGGCGUACACAUGCCCCCUAUGCAGUGCCAACGGGGACAACGCGCACACAAUAAAAUACUGCCCUCUCUCCAAAGACCAGCCUGCCCAGAGAGUGCUGAAGGGAGGCAGAGCUGUGGGUGGUAAGCGAGUGAAAAUCUUCUAAAAAGACUCCUGUAGACUUACAUGUAUUGCACUGAACAAUUUCUUUCAGAUGACUGUUCUGAUUGACUGGCUUUCCGAGUCUUAACUACUAGGCAAACAAAUAAGAUGAUAUCAAUGUUUUGUUAAACGAAAAAAAAAAAAAAAAAAAAAAAAAACUCAUAUAUUUUUAUAGAUACUUUAUUUCCAUAGUUUAUUGCAUACUUUAUUCAUAAAAAGCUAUUCUUUUUUCCUUUUCACGCAUAGGUUUUAGAUGUUUAUUCACGAUUCAUAGUCACGUUUUGUGUGAAAUAAGAUGUUAUUUUUCUUUAAAAUGGGAAAACGUGAAUGUUGGCACCAGAGGAGUUGCUCUUCUGUUCAACUCAAGUAUUUUCUUUACUGUAAGCUAAGCUUGCACCUCGUUUUUGUCUUUAAACCAAAGUUUAUUUUGCCAUUGAGCGAUUUUAAAGAAUGUUCAACAUUUCUUCAUUUAUGAACUCUAGUCCCAUUCCGCUCUCUCUUGAAAGUCCACUCCGCAGUUUCCUGACAUUUGCCAGCACGGACGCGCAGAGCAACACAAUAGAGGCUCUGUUGCGCGUUCAUGUUGUCAGCAUAACUUCAUAAUCGGCCAAAAUAUUUCCGAACCCACUGACAGAGCUGGGCAUUUUACAUUGCAGGGUCCAUGUUACAGAUGUUACAUCACUAAUGUUAAGUGAAUUUCCAGCAGCUUCAGAAAGCAGUGUUGCUCAUUAGUGCGUAUAGCAUGAACGCUGUAAUGUAAAGUGUGACCGCAGUCUAUUCUUCUGUAUGAGGUGCCCUUUCAAUGUUUACACCCCUAGUAAGGGGAACACACACUGGAGAAAAAUAAAUCAAAAUAAAGUAUGUUUUAUGGGUGCCUCUCUUCAGCUCCAUACAAAGUUCACCUUCUCCAAAACAUCCUGGGUGAGCAAAGGGGAAAGGGAGAGGUUUAUGUCAAACAAACAAAGGGUCCACGGUGGAAUAUAGCACGUAUGAAUGUUCUUAAUAAAAAAGCUUUUUGUAAAAACAAUGUAUUUGCCCCUUUUUGCAUUAUGUACAAGAAUAACCCCCCCUAAACGCAAGAACAAAACAAAAAAAGGAUGCAAACAUAUUGUGAAUGUACAAUUUGACACUUGCAGGACUGCACAUUUCUGACAGUUAUGUUUACCAAAGGAAUUCAAUUUUAAUGAAGUAAGGAGCAUAGAUUUGCUGUAUUGUAAAUAAUUACCGAAAAAAAAAGGAAAAUAAUUAAGUGAUGUCUAUUCAGUAUUUUACCAUUUAAAAGUGACUUCAGAGGGAACUACCUCACCAAGAUUUUGUACUUACAUGUAAAAUGUCAACAGCAGUUUAUUAAUAUAGUGUACCAUUUAUAACAAGGGUUUCUUAUAGUAUUUUUGAUCUUUGUAUAACAUAAUUGUAUUUUUUUUUCAGUGCAUUCUACGAACGAAAGUGAAAUCCCAAUAAGCUCUAAGCAUUGUUUGCUAAUAGGUGACAGCUGUACAUAAUAUUAAUGAUGAUGAUUAUAUCAUGCAUUUUAAGUUGUUGUUCAAUGUGACGUUCUUGGUUCGUGAGAGAGAGACUGAGAAUCAAAUGUUGAAGACAUCAGCCAAUUUGCCACUUUUAACUGAGGUUUGUAAUUAUAUUAAAAGAGUAAAAAAAGAAACACUGUUGAAUUUUCUUAUUUAUAUUUUGUCACAAAUUCCCUGUAUGCUGCUGUGCAGAAAUUAAAGAGAUGGAUUCACUAGAUAAAUAAACAGCUUCUGAAACAGUUUAA